AUGUUUAAAGUUAGUCAACCAUUGCUGGGAGGUUUGCUAUGGAAGAGAUCAUGGCGAAUGUCAAGACCUCAAAAACAACGUUUAAGAGGGAGAUUGACUCAAAUAGAUAAAGUGAUUGAAACUGUAACGACCGGUCUAAAACAAGAAUUAUUAAAAACACAAUCUCUAGGAGAACCAUUAAUUCUACCGCAGAUAGUUAAAGAUCUAAAUAAUUCCAAAAUUUUUCCAAAAGAGAGUCAAAUGCUACCACGAGAUAAAUAUACAGUAUUUGAUAAAAAAGUUAGGGGCUAUCGUAAAAGUGUUCAUCAUGUACCCAAAUGGACAAAAAUAUCUCAAAGAACUAAUCCUGAAAACUAUUAA
Henningerozyma blattae CBS 6284 is the source of this 360-nucleotide messenger RNA. RefSeq names its product mitochondrial 54S ribosomal protein mL60 (gene MRPL31). Gene Ontology annotation, cellular component: mitochondrial large ribosomal subunit. Gene Ontology annotation, molecular function: structural constituent of ribosome. Bases 1 to 360 code for a protein of 119 amino acids. NCBI's taxonomy places the organism in Eukaryota, Fungi, Ascomycota, Saccharomycetes, Saccharomycetales, Saccharomycetaceae. The record is from RefSeq and is a predicted model, not a curated record. The transcript has a single exon.